Messenger RNA from Poecilia latipinna (sailfin molly), 1508 nucleotides. It is a transcript of the gene mospd1, whose product is annotated as motile sperm domain containing 1. Lineage: Eukaryota; Metazoa; Chordata; Actinopteri; Cyprinodontiformes; Poeciliidae. The transcript has 6 exons. The record is from RefSeq and is a predicted model, not a curated record. The coding region runs from base 280 to 924 and encodes 214 amino acids. Gene Ontology annotation, cellular component: cytoplasm.
CCCUCCUCCAUCCCAGCAUGCACCGCGCCGUCUGCAGCAUAAAGAAAAAAGGCUACAGAGAGACAACAGGGUGGGAUUACAGACGCCUGUUGUUCCUGGUGUAUUCUUCAUAAACAUAUGCUGACAACAAGGAGCACGUCAUGGCCCUGAGGAGCUGAGAGCGGUGCUAGCUUGUUCUACAUUUGUCGGGGUGUUUCCACAGUUGGGUAGUUGCUUGUGAAGACUGGGGGGGCCCGGUCAGAGAGUGGACAGGGAGGGGGCAGAGCUCAGCUGGAGCCAAUGCAGCAGCACCAACUAGCGGAGGGAAACCUUCCUGUGUUCGUGUUCCCAACCGAGCUCGUCUUCUACGCGGAUGAGCAGUCGUCUCAUAAGCAGGUGCUCACCCUCUACAAGCCCUAUGAGUUCGCGCUCAAAUUCAAAGUGCUGUGCACAGCGCCAAACAAGUACACUGUGGUUGAUUCCACGGGAGCCGUCAAGCCACAGUGUUGCGUUGACAUAGUAAUCCGACACAGAGACGUCCGGCCGUGCCACUAUGGCGUGUACGACAAGUUCCGACUGCAGGUGUCGGAGCAAAGUCAGCGGAAAGCGCUGGGUCGCAAAGAGGUGACCGCCACGCUCCGUCCAUCGGCCUCGCAGGAGCCGUCCAGCGCCAGGACCCAAGACGAGGAGCGCCGGAUGAAGGAGCAGUUUGCGGACAGCGAGUUUUUUGAGCAGACUGCGUUUCAGACAGAGAGCCGUCCCGUUGCUGGAGGACCCAGUCUGCUCACAGUGCUGCUGGGACUCGUGUGCAUGAUCGCCCUGAUGCUUCCAACGCUGGGGGAGCAAGAAUCCACUGUGCCUGUCUACCUCCACUUAAGUGUUAACAAGAAACUGGUAGCUGCUUAUGUUCUUGGACUUCUGACUAUGGUCAUCCUACGUACAUGAAGUGCAUUGUGCUGAAAGGACGAGGAUAAACAGUUUUAAACGAUGAAGAGAACAUUGUCGAACCAGAGGCACGACUUCAACAAGCAGAGCUCUCAGCGCUCUGGUGGAGCUCCAUAACUCCAUCCGCUGACAAACACAUUUUAGUACAUUGGUUUCAAAUACAUAAUGUUUUCUGGGCUGUUACAAAAAAAUAAAAUAAAAUGGGAAGAUCUACGGGAACUCUUGCUGAGCGGAACCGCCUCCAAACCUCGGCCAGGGAAGAGACAUGAGGCGCUUCAACUUCGCCUGGACCGUCAUGCAUUCUUCGUAAUUUUAUUGCCAUUGUGUGACUCAAUGUGGUUAACUUGAGUGUGAAGAAAUCUACAUGCAAACGUGUAUAUAAAGCCAUUAAAACGUCAUGAUAUGCUCCUGUAACUGUCGUCAUAUUGAUGUUUUGAAGCUUUCAUAGCACAAGACUGAAGACAACGCAUUCAAGUGCAUGUGGCUGCUUUUAUCUCCCACAUAAACCCUUGAGAUACUUUUUACAUUUCACCAAAGAGCUUGACGCAACAUUGAAACUCAUGUUUAAUAAAGUCUUAAUACAG